UGCAAGAGAGAGGUAUAGAGGGAAAAAAAGAGGGAGAAAUGAGAACGAGGAGAUGGUAAAAUGAUCUCAAACUCCGACCCUGUCGAACCACUCACUGCGGCCGCGGCCACCUCCGCGGUCGCGGUAACCGCUUCGUCUUCCGCUGAAGGUCAGCCUGCACCGCCGGCGACGCCAAACAUUGUGAUGUCCUCCAAGGAUCACGAUUCUCUCUUCAGCGGUGGCGGCAUCAGAUUAUUUUUGUCUAGCUUUCUCUCUGGAAGUCGAAGUGGAAGGUUCAGCUAUGGAUAUUCCAGUUUCAAGGGUAAAAGGUCAUCAAUGGAGGAUUUCUUUGAGACCACCAUAUCAGAGGUCGAUGGUCAGAUGGUUGCGUUUUUUGGUGUUUUUGAUGGUCAUGGAGGUUCCCGGACUGCAGAAUAUUUGAAAAAUAAUCUAUUUAAGAAUUUGAGUAGCCAUCCUGACUUUAUCAAAGACACAAAGACUGCUAUAGUAGAAGCAUUUAAACAGACAGAUAUCGACUACCUCAAUGAGGAAAAGGGUCAUCAAAGAGAUGCUGGGUCAACUGCAUCAACAGCUAUGUUGUUGGGGGACCGAAUUGUUGUUGCAAAUGUUGGUGAUUCCAGAGUAGUUGCAAGUAGAGCUGGUUCAGCUAUUCCUUUGUCUAUUGAUCACAAGCCCGAUAGAUCUGAUGAACGUCAAAGGAUUGAAAAGGCUGGGGGAUUUAUAAUCUGGGCUGGAACAUGGAGGGUUGGUGGUGUUCUUGCUGUGUCCCGUGCAUUUGGCGACAAACUUCUUAAGCCUUAUGUUGUUGCUGACCCUGAAAUUCAGGAGGAAGAAAUUGACGGUGUAGAUUUUAUUAUAAUUGCUAGUGAUGGCCUUUGGAAUGUCAUAUCAAACAAGGAGGCGGUGUCGUUAGUACAAAAUAUCACAGAUGCAGAAGUGGCAUCCAGAGAACUCAUAAAAGAAGCUUAUGCAAGGGGAAGCUCUGAUAACAUCACUAGUGUUGUUGUUCGAUUUGAUAUAUCCUGAUAUGCUUGUACUCUUAUACUUUAGGUAUCUCUCAUUUCUAACUACUGAAAUUCUGACCGUAGAAAUCAUAAAUGGGUGUGAAUGUGUACUAUCUUGUUUUCUAACGAAUUGCUUUAUUAAUUAUUUUCA
This is a messenger RNA of Vigna angularis (adzuki bean), 1155 nucleotides long. Its product is annotated as probable protein phosphatase 2C 11. NCBI's taxonomy places the organism in Eukaryota, Viridiplantae, Streptophyta, Magnoliopsida, Fabales, Fabaceae. Gene Ontology annotation, cellular component: cytosol; nucleus. The transcript is spliced from 8 exons. Bases 61 to 1026 code for a protein of 321 amino acids. The record is from RefSeq and is a predicted model, not a curated record. Gene Ontology annotation, molecular function: cation binding; protein serine/threonine phosphatase activity. Gene Ontology annotation, biological process: protein dephosphorylation.